This is a messenger RNA of Blepharisma stoltei, 1915 nucleotides long. The record is from the annotation of a GenBank genome assembly. Lineage: Eukaryota; Ciliophora; Heterotrichea; Heterotrichida; Blepharismidae.
AUGGGGUGCUUUUAUUUAGGGUGCUCAAAUAAGAUUGAUUGCUGAUGUACUUGUAGCUCAAAAGUUUUGCCUAUUUGCUUUAGUCAUUUAUUAUGCCACUUGAAUGAAACAUCUUCCAACCAUCACUUACUCAAGUAAACAAAAAUUCUUGAUUUAAAUUGAGUGAUAAUAAAUAUUUUAAAUAGGAUUGAAAUAUGAUUUUUAUAUUUAAUUUAAUUUAUACCUUGGGAAAUUGUAGUUUGAAAAAUUAUAAAUUAAGCUGAAAUUUUAUAAUUUAAAAGAAUUAGCAUAUUAUAAAGAAGAAAAUUUUAUGAAAACUCAACGCGAAAAUUUUGAAGAAAUAAAUUCCAAAAUUGAAUGAAUUUGCUCUCAAAAAUCAACACUUAUAAACAAAGCUAAGAGUGACAUUAUGCAAAUAGCAAAUACACUAAAUUAUAAUCUGUCACAUUUAGAUCAUCUAAAAUCGCAAUACUUACUCCCCCCUCCGUGAGUGAAUAAAAACCAUUAGAAAAUCCCUAAUUUUUUGCCCAAAAACCCACCCUCCGUGAGCGAACAAAAAUUAUUUUAAUAGAAAAUUUUUUAUGGAAAAAAUUUGAUGUAUAAGUGAUAAUUAGGAUAAUGAAAAUCUCGAGCUAAUCUAUUUAAUUUUAAACAAAAUUGCGUUUUAAAACAUAAAAUUUACAAAUUAAAUAAAUAUUUGCUUUUCAAUUUUUGCGAAUUAGGGUUUUUUUUAAAUUUCGAAAAAAACAAUUUUUUUAAAAAUAAAAUUAAACCCACUCUAUGAGCGAACAAGAUUUUUCUGUUCGCUCACGGAGAGGAGAGGAGUUAGAAUCUCUCAAUUUAUUGAAUUUAGAGAAAGAAUGUAUAAGUUUUGAAAACGAAAAAAACUAUAAUUUCAGCCCUUAUAACUUUCACCCAUUAUUAAAUUCAUCCAAAAAUGAUAAUAUUAUCCGUUGCACAUAUUUCUUAAUGUCCGAGACAUGUGGGAAAUUUCCUCACAUGUCAAAAAUUAUUCCGCAUGUGAAGCCUGCAUUUAUGUAAGACUUCACAUGUAAAAUUUUUUUUUUGAUAUGUCGUGAAAUUUCCCACAUGUUUUGCACAUUAAGAAGUAUGUGCAGCUGAUUAUAUAAAUUUACAAGAUUUAAAAAUUGACCAUCACCAAGCGAAAAAUAUACUUUUGAACUCAUACAAAUCUAUCACGAAAAUAAAAAACCGAAUGGGCAUACAAAAACACAUGGAAUUCAGCUUAUGCAUUCUUCCUAAUAAUGUUUUGUUUGCCUUUAGAAAUCAUAGCUACACGUUAUACCCAAAAAUAGCAUUUAUCAUGCAUAAUUCCAAAAAUAUUGAAAUUGUACGCAAAGGUAUGCAUUCCAAAGACUCUGGAAUUUCGUAUUUAGACGGUUGCAUCUAUUUAAUUGGAAGAGGACAUAGGGUGAAGAGCUACUGUGAAAAAUAUGAUUUGCAGACACAAAGAUGAAAAUUUUUAGCUCCAAAUAAGCUGCAAACUUCUGGUUGCUAUGAUUUAAAUUGCACAGUUUUCAGAAAUAAAAUUUUGUAUACAGGAUCAAUUGAACAGGCUUUUAUUUAUGAUCCUAUUUUAGAUAAUCACACAAAUAUUUUGAGAUUUAAGUACAAGUGGCAGAAUUACUUUAAUUCAAAAGUGAUUUUUACAAUAAUUGAUAGAGCUUAUAUUGCAAUUUCACAAGGAUGAGUUUUUGAGAGCAAUGUUGAAGACCCGUUCAACUGAUCGAUAUUUAUGAAAAAAUGCGAAUUACCAAAAAAUCAAACACCUGUUUUAGUCUUAAGCACUGGGGCACACUCAUCAAUGAUAUAUGAAGAUAGGUCUAUUUAUGAAUUUGACUUGAAUAGAAAAGCUAUCGAAAAGAUAAUUAUAUCCAAGAAAAUAGAUGCUUAA